AAGAGAUAUUUGGAGACAUUCAAGAUGGCAAUCAAAUCGCAGGAGUGGAUGACACGGGACAGGGUUACUUAGAAGAAGCCUUUGAUCAGGACUAUGAACCUGAAGAUGAAGAUGAACAUGAUUUCAAUCUGCGUGGACAAUUUGAUGAUCUUGAUGACUCCAAAAGAGCAGAGCUCUUGGCAGAUGCAGACAAUGAUGUCGAUGAUGUGCCAGAACUCACUGUCAGAUUCCUUGGAGAUUAUGACUAUGAAUCAGAUGACAACAAUUCGGGUGAUGAAGGCAAUGAAGAGGUAGAACUUGUUGUGGCCGAUUUGGAUCACCAUCAAGAAAAUGUCAAUAGAGGAACCAAUGAUACUGGGAGCCUCGUUACUGAUCUGGAGGAUCUACAAGAACCGCCAGAAGAAGAGAUUGUAUUUGAGCCUGAAACGCCUCAAGUAGCAAAAAACAAGUUAAAAUCUGGUAUUUGUACCAAAGAAAUCAAGGCCAAGAGGUUUGGUGAUGAUGGAAAGGGUGCUGUGGAUAGGGUUAGAUGCUCCUGA
This is a messenger RNA of Cylindrotheca closterium, 539 nucleotides long. The record is from the annotation of a GenBank genome assembly. Lineage: Eukaryota; Bacillariophyta; Bacillariophyceae; Bacillariales; Bacillariaceae.